Molecule: messenger RNA, 513 nt
Organism: Closterium sp. Naga37s-1
Lineage: Eukaryota; Viridiplantae; Streptophyta; Zygnematophyceae; Desmidiales; Closteriaceae
Source: the annotation of a GenBank genome assembly
AUGGCGCAAUCAGGGCGGGCAGGAUCAGUGGCAGCAGCGGCACUGCGGCACGUGCUGCUACUGCAGCAGGACGUGCCGCGGGCAGCGAAUUUUUUCAAGGAGGGGCUGGGCCUGCCCGUGUUGGUGGCGGAGGGUUGUGCAGGAAGGGAGGGGGGGGAGCGGAGUGGGGGAUUGGGGAAAGAGGUGAGAUGGGGUGGGGGGACGUGGGGGGAAGUGAUGGGACGAGGGAGGAGAGCAGGAGGGAAGGGAAUGAUUCCCUGCAGGAAUGUGACAGGAGGUGGAGGUUUGAGGGGAAAGGAAAUUGGCACAGCACACACAUUUCACGGCUUCUCUCCUCUGCUCUCCUUCUCUGUGCGUGGAGAGGGAGAGUUUGAUUCCACUCUCCUGCGCAUGCUGCGGUUGGGAGCGGUGAUGGAUGGUGCUGUGGUGCACAUGCCACAAGGCCGAGUGGCAGCUCUUAGGGCUCCUGAUGGUCCCAUGCUGAGUCUUGUGGAGGAAACAGAGGAAGGUUGA